This is a messenger RNA of Seriola aureovittata, 7988 nucleotides long. Its product is annotated as tumor necrosis factor ligand superfamily member 10-like. Gene Ontology annotation, biological process: immune response. Lineage: Eukaryota; Metazoa; Chordata; Actinopteri; Carangiformes; Carangidae. Gene Ontology annotation, molecular function: tumor necrosis factor receptor binding. The record is from RefSeq and is a predicted model, not a curated record. Gene Ontology annotation, cellular component: membrane. The transcript has 6 exons. The coding region runs from base 206 to 763 and encodes 185 amino acids.
CCUGUAGGUGCGUAGCCAGGGCGUCACAGAGGAGCUGAAGUGCCUGAGUUUACUCAAUGCUCUGGAUAAGGACCAGGACAUCCCGGACCAGCUGGCCCAGCUCUUUGGAGAGCCCUGCAUCAAACUGGCCGAAGGCAUCAAAGCAUACAUCUCUAAGGUGACAGAGAACAUCAUCUCCAAACAGACCUUCAUAGAGGCGAGAACCAUGCCUCGCCCUUUCAACAACUCGGGGUCAAAGUUCAUGACCUCCGUGGCCCAGAGGCCAUCGGCCCACUUGACUCUCAGAGACACCAGCUCUCAAGGGUUCGCUCCCUACCCGAUCCCCACACCGGGUCUCCACCAGUCCUGUCGCCACGUGGUCCGCUCAUGGGCCAAUCAAAGCUUUGGAGCUCACCUGCACAACAUGACCCUUACCAAUGGGAAGCUGCGAGUGCCUCAGGAUGGGCGUUACUACCUGUACUCACAGGUGUAUUUUCGUUAUCCGUCCCCAGCGGCCAGUGAUGGAGACCAGCGCAGCGUCAGCCACCAGCUGGUGCAGUGCGUCUACAAGAAAACCUCCUACCCAAGCCCCAUACAGCUCCUGAAGGGGGUGGGAACUAAGUGCUGGGCUCCAGACGCCGAGUACGCCCUGCACUCCGUCUACCAGGGAGGACUCUUCGAGCUGAGGGCCGGCGACGAGCUCUUCGUCUCCGUCUCUUCCCCAACCAUGGUCAACGCCGACGAUUCCUCCAGCUACUUUGGUGCCUUCCGCCUGGACCUCUGAGAGGAAGGGACAGGAGGAAAAAAAAACAGAAAGACAAGAUGGGACGAUGGAUGGGCUUGAGACAAUGAGCGAGGGUCUUUUUGAAUAUCCGUUGAUUGGGGGGAAGAAAAAUAAAAAAGACAAGAAGUGUGCGAUGUUGGGCUGGAUCUUGGAUCCACAGUGUUUGCUUGGACGGAUACGUUGAAGGACGGAAGGAUUGGGGUUUGAAGGCCUCGCUUGAGUGACGAACGCUAUAAAAAGGACGGGGGUGACGGGGAAAAGAAAGAGUGGAUUUGUCUUGCUUACUCUCCAUUAAGAGAAACCUUACCGCUGAGAGCAAGAUAUUCAGAGAUACAUGUGCAAUCACGCGAAAAUAAAUGUGAGGAUAUUGAUUUACUGUUGAUUUUUGAGGAGGGAAAUUACCUUUUGGAUGUCAAAAAGAGAAGUAAAGCCACGGAAAAACAUUUAAGAUCUUCCUGUUCGAUCAGAAGUGCCCCCCCCCCUCCCAAAACAAAAAAGAAAGAAAGAAAUUAGGCCACAUAAAUCCCAACGUAUCUCGCAUUCAACGACCUUUUUGUGGGAAGCAAUCGGACCCUCAUAUUUGGAUUGCAGACCAGAGAAUGUACACACAAUAAACACUCAAAUCCUCCGCAUCGAAGAUGUGAGGAAGGGACUGUGGAACCGUAGCAGAAGAAAAAUCAAAUGAUCAAACCAAAGCAAAAAAAAUUGUGGAAUAUAACUUCUUUUUUUUUUUUUUCUUACACGUGCCAUGAGAGUACUGUACAUAUGUAUGACUGAGAAUGAGAUUUAGACAAUGAACUGUGGUGAUUAAAGUAAUUAAAAGUAAUUCAUAUGUACCAUGACUGGACUUUAAACCACUUGGAGAUUGCUGAGGAUUUUCUACAUGCAACCCCUACAACUGUGGAUCUUUUUAUUUUAUUUUUUAUUUUUUAUGCCAAGGAUAGGAGGAUAACGGCAGCCUCUUUGUACUGGAUACUGUACAGUAAUAAGACUGUGAGAGGAGACACAAAGUGCCUUUUGAACAACGGAGUCUGCGAGGAAAAAGGAGAAAUGAAAACAAGGAGGGGGAGGAAGAGGGAGAUCACUCUUGUAGAUUCCUACAAGAGUGAACCCAGCGGUGGAAGAUAAAAAGCAAAGAGAGAGUGAAAGAAGCUGAGGGUGGUAUGCAGCUUGACCAGUCUGUAUUGUUAUGCUCUUCUUCUCUCUCUCUCUUUCACUUUCCCCCUUUUUUUUUUUUUCAUGCAAAGAAUUUUAUCCAUCUCGUCUUUCUCGUCUAACCUGUGAAGCUGCAUUCAGUUUUAUUUUACGGAUCAGUUCAGCAACAAACCAGAAAACAACAGACUUAUGUGAACAAGCAGAUACAUGGGAAAACAGGCUAGUCUCACAGAGCGUGGUGGAAAAGUGAACGUUAGCUUGUAGGUAGGACGUGUUUCACAUUGAAAUAUAGUCAUUGAAACUUUAUUGAAACACCUAGCCAAAUUUAACCCAGGUUAGCUUAUUUCACUAAGACAUGGAUUUAGCACAAAAACUUAAACUAACAUCAAAGAGAAGUUUGAUACCACCUUCAAAUCUAGCCAUGGAUAUAUUGCGCUAAAGACAGUUAGCUUAGCUAGCUAAGGCUAAAAACCAUUGGAAACAGCUAGCUUGAAAAAGAGUUUUGUUAUGUUUGGACACAGUAAGGCGCGCAGAGUUAAGCUAACCGUCUCCUGGUCUUAGCUUCAUAUUUAAAAGACACUUAUGAAGGUGGUAUCAAGCAUAUUUCCCAAAAUGGCGAAAUAUUCCUUUAAUGUACAACUACCAGCUACUUCUUAAGUGCCAAUCAGAUGUGUUUUAACAUUAUAGAUUAAGAUUAAAGAAAACAAAAAUUGAUUGUAGGGCUAUAUCAAUGCUAAAGCUGUUGUUAAAGUCAUAGUGGGGUUGUACCUUUACAAGCCCAAACCAAGAGCUAAGUGCAUCCAAUAUGGCUGCCAGUCACCUGGAAACACUGAUAACAUAGACAAAAACACAUGCAUAAUAUAGCUAUGUGCCAAGCACACCCAUAUGUUGUGAAUCUGGAACAUUGUCCCUCAGUAAAACAGUUUGUCAAGCGAACACAGAAAAGGUGAAUUUAUUCUAGGAAAACACAGACCAAAUUUAGUAAUAACACGCAAAUGAAGAAAGAUUUGAAAGCAGAGGAUGUUUGCAGAUAUAAACCAUGCACCAACUAGUAGAGACUCAACCCCUACACACCGUUUCUAUCUGGCACGCACACAUGUAUAUGCACAUAAAGCAGCCAUACAUAUCACAUCAUACUAAGUCCAGGCUGGCCUGCGCUCCACAGACACAUACAUCACCCAGUGUCACAGCCAGUGUACUCAUUUAUCGGCACUGUCUAGCCUCCCUUUGCCAUCUGGUAGUUGUCAGUGAUCAGCUGGAGGCUUGCAGGGAGUGUGUUUGUGUGACAGAGUGUGUAUGUGCACUAGUAGUACAUGUGUGUUCAAAAUGGGCUCGGCUCACAUGGACAAUUCAGAAAACAAGGUCGAACUAACCGACACGAGAAUGGGAUUCAUACACUUAAACACAGACACUUUUAAUAAGGUGAUAUCCCGGAUAAGUCUCUCAAUCUGGCACUGUGGUUCACAUAUACCUGUGUAUAUACUCUGCGCAAGGUUACGUUAUACUAUAGGUUUGUUAGGGAAGUUAUGAAAACACAAUAACACAUGCAGUUUAUUCUUCUGCACAAAGAACAAAAUUGAAGGCAAAUUUCAUUUUGUAUUUGAUUGCUGUUUUAGCUGCUUUUUUUUUUUUUUUUUUGCCGGGUGGCGUGCACCUGGUCACGUUUCUGUUGGGCGCUACGUCGCAUCACACAUACUCUCACAAGCUCUCUGUGAACUCGAGCCUAAACCUGUUUAUUAUCCAGGGUUAACUUCCACUAUCACACAGCUUUUUUUCUUGCUUUCUUUCUUUCUUUCUUUCUUUCUUUCUUUCUUGCACUCCAACCACAACAAAUAGUUUGUUGAACCAGGUCCAGCGAUGGUGAUAAUGUAACGUACACACCCACGUUAUAGCAGCAUAUAAACCCCUGGAGCAGCUGGGAAAACUCUUGCGUUGAAUGUGUAUGAGCAGUGUUUGUACUGGACAGUUUUGUAGCUGUGAACAUGUGUAGCACAUUGUUGCGAAGGAAAUAAACAAAUAUCUGAACUUUUUCCUCUGAAUGUGGAGAAAUGGUGACGAGAACAUCAAGUCAGCUACUGACCCCAGUGCAGCCAACCCAGUUAACAUGGCCUUGAUAAUUCAAAAAGGUCAAAAUACUUCUACAGUAUACAGACAUAAAAAUGUGCUAAAAUUGGUUGAAAAAUUUUAGUUUUUUGCACAUCCUUAAUUGUGUAUUAGCAUUGUUUCAACAGCAUUUCAAUGACUAGAUUUCAAGAUGUGGUGAAGAGUCAUUUAAAUACUGAUGAUGUGGGUUAAAAUAUGAUAAAUGGGAAAGGUGAGAAGGAAAUAGCCUCUUUUUUAGAUAGUUUUAUGUUGUUUUUUUAUUUAUAGGUAUAACACAUCUCAUAGACAUCUGAAACCUGUGAUGAAGGGCUGCAAGUAGACGAAAAGGUUGCGAGCUACUGGUAAAAAUGUUUCUAAAAGCUUAAAUUUUCAAACCAAAUUUAGCCUCAUUACAAUUAAAUUACUUCUAGACAUCAUUUAACUUCCAUAUCCCAGAGUCAGCGCUCACUGGGAUGCACUCACUGUGUGAAAGGCAGAAAAAGCGAUCCACAGUUUCUGUUCUGUGGCUGAUCCCUGACCUUUGACCUCCCUCUGAAGAAAUCGGGCACCGCAGAGUAGAGAAACACCUCCUGGGAUCUAUUUACCCCACUGUCAUUGCUAAAUCAUUGGCAGUCGUUCUGCUGAGAUCCAGUCCAAACAUAAUUUUGUUAAGUUUCUUUGCAGGAAGCAAAAACGCAAGACUCCCGCUGGUUGGUUAAUUAAAUGUUUUCUGAGUUUCAAUGGUUUUCAUUUGCGGCACCAUGCAGAGAGAGCGUGCUCAUCUCUCAGCACUUUCACAACCCUUAUUUUUCAGUUAGGUAAUAAAUAAGCCAUGUGUGCGCAUGCUGCUUUAGAUGCCUCUGUUUAUGCUUAAAAAGCAUGAAAACCAUAAGCCUGCCUGCACAGUGUGGGGCCCUGUCAUCCCAAAUCAACUCCACUACUGAUGACGGCUAAAUCAAAUGGUGCGUUUUGAGAUACAAACACCAAACUUUACCAUCGGAUUGCAAACAGUGUAUAUUCCAGUUCUAGGAACACUUUUUAAGCUCCAUUUAAAAUCAAAAGGAGUUGAUCCGAGCUCAACCAGUUCAGGUCCAAGACAAAAACACAGACAAAACUAUUCCCACUACUAUAAAGAAAAUAUUGCUCUAAUUGCCAAAUGCUUUCACACCAGUCACCAGUAGGUUUAAGUUCUGACUUUCAGAUUUAAGGAUGAUAAUGUGUGAACAGACUGAAGGCAAAAAAGCCCCCGAAAACAAGUUGUAUUCAAUGAUGUGGACGUAAACUCCCUCAAAUUAAAGCUGAGACUCAGUUUUAGUUCAAAUACAAAGAGCUGAAGUGCAGAAAUAUUACAACAGAAGUUUCUGUUUUGUCUCAAAUCCACAUGAAAACCAAUGCGAAAAACAGAAAAUUAAAUUAAAUUCAAACAUCUCACUAAAAUUUCCCAACCAUUUGAGUCGGGUCCAAACCGAGGAGUGUUUUUUCUUGCUAACCACUGAACUCAAAGAAAAUGGCCCCAGAGGAAAAAAUUUUCAUUGAUGUAAGAUCUGCUCUGAAGCGUCCGUCUCGAAGGAAAACGACUUAUUGGGCAAUUAAAACCAGAUCAGCCGACUGGACAAACAGCAUAUAGGUCUGUAGUUUUACAUGUCAGUUAGAAGGAGUUAUGUGUGUGUGCGCUGACAUUUGAAACUGACACGUUGUUAGCUCUCGGCUCUGAAACCAACACGAGGUCAGUUUAAUCAAUUACAUUCCCAAACAAGAAAACACCGCAGCACAGCCCAGCGCUGUUGAACUUGGCAGUUCAGUUUGCAUCAUUGAAUGAAGCCCAUGUUUCAUGUGUGUGUAGAAUAUUCUGUUCGCUCUGUAAUUAUAUCUUGUGUGUUUUUGUUGCAUUUAGUUUUGCACACACACACACACAAAAAAAAAAAAAAGAAACCCCAAAAGCAGUUUUGGCCCAAAGUGCCUUUUGAACUGCAGAUCAGUUUCUACAGUUUGUAGGGGUCGUAUUGGAAACUGCCAGACCACAAGUCGGACACACCGCAUCCAUUAUUUGUUCUCCUUUAGACCUGGAGAGAGAUACUGAGCAGUCCGCUGUGAAGGACUCCCAGAUAUAGACCUCAUAUAAAUCAGCACCGAGACCGGUCUCCAGCUGGGUUCUGUUUCCAGCUCCCAUCCAGUUUCCAUGCCAUGUUUUUGAAAAAUAAUGCGGCUUGCUGGACAUAAUUAUAGAUUUCAUUACAAGCCUUGUUUCGGUUUGUCAGACCGGUUGUCCAAAAGCAACAGUUUCCGAGGCUUUAAAUGUGGUAGAAACCCCCCGCUGGUGGAGAAACACCACCAACCAUCCGCUGUGAAGAUGCCGGUAAAAUAAAUGUAGCUGGAACCACAAGAUUUGUCUACGAUGGUCUGUCCGCCAUACUUUAUCCAAGGACUCUAUGGAGUCCUUGGACAAACCGCACUGUGGAUUCUUGAGCCAUAAGAAAACAUCUUGAACGCAACCUUCUCGAAAAAGCACAUAAACAAUAUACUAACAAAAGAGGAACCGACUCUUAAAAAGCAUCAUCACAGUUCCACAUGGUACCUUUAAUUUAAUAACACUGGUGUGGUUGCAGAUUGUGGUUUUAGCUAUGCAGCAUGUGCUACACAUAUUUAAAGGGGUCAAAGGCAAAUUUUCUCGAUUAAGAUUCGCACAGCUGAGAUGUCUGCGGUGCGGGUGCGUUGGAAAGUGUCAAUAUCGUUCUUGAAAAGAAGAAUAUCCAAGAUUCAUCCCAACAUUUCAGUCUCUCCAGACCUUCGUAGAGAGAGACCAAAACGUUCGGAUGAUCAAUAAACUGCGAUGCCAAGCCAGAGCAGUGUGCAGGAUGUUCUUUUCAAGACUCAGGAGUCAAAGGCAGAAAUAUUCUCCUUUUCUGAGUUAAAUUCACUCAUUUAUUCACACUUCCUGCUUGGUUGUUGCCCAUUAGCUGAUUUUCGUCAUGGUUCAGUGGCUCUUCGAGGUGCGACUGAAACAAUGAGGCUACUUCUGCUUCCACACCAGCUCCAAGAAACAUCUGUGGUUUAUAAAAUAAUUGCCUUAAAAAUCUACAAUUCAUGGUUGUUAAAUGAAAUUUAUGGUUGUUUUGAAAUCGUCCCCUGUGACAUCAUGUUGCUGGCGUUGAGAUUGAAAAACAUAGCGACUCAUCGGGACCAGAUUACUGACAUUGUUCCAUUGACUAUAAUGGGUUCCUGUUUCUAAUUUUUUUUAUCUGAGCAAGACACAAUGAAAAACAAUGUUUGUAGCAGGAUAAUCGCAUUUGGUAAACUUUUCAAAUGCAGCAGCUGAAAGAGGGUAAAUGAAAUCCAGACCUUCCGGCCUCCAGAACUUUCUAGUGCAGAAUGGGCUUGAGAAAAACAUAAUUACGAUUGUACUGCUCCACUUUUGAAGACUUGAACUUUAACCUUAAAUCAAAGUCACAAGCAUGAAUAAAUAUAACCAUUGAAAAAAGGUGAGGACAGGCAAAUUGUCCACACUUUAGGGGACUGUAACUGCUAAAACCAUAGAAAUAAAAUAGCUCAUGUACAGUACACAGUGACUACGACGCACAGACGAGCUGCUGAUUUUUCCUUUUACACCGACGCCUCCGAGCAACAGUUGAUCAUCAUUGGAGACUGAGCAGCUCCACACUUUCCCAUCUGUUCCAGGGAUUUUGAAAGAGCAACUGUCUCAACUUUCUACCACUAAAUUUACACUUAAUUUAUUUUCUCGUCACUAAACUUGCAGCACAGCCUUUAUAGUGUUUCCUGCAUUACAUUUUUCCAGAUCUUUCUACUUUUUUUUUUUUACUUCAUUUUGUUUUUUGUCUCAAACAUGCACCACUCCUUUAAAACACUGUCUAUGAAUGUAGAUAUUGUUCAAUACAUAUCUUUUCUCUUGUUGAUUGCCUAGUGCCUUUUUAAAGAUGAUGCUCCUUUUGUUUUAUUUUGUGCUCAAAUAAAGUGCCUGUUGUCAGACGGA